AUGACCAUCAAUCAGGCCCUGAUUACUGAAGAGCCCAUGUCUGCUACUGGGAGCCCCAAUCCUGAUCCCUAUACCCAACCUCCUAAAUGGCCUGUGGGUCCAUACUUUUACCCCUAUGGUCCUUACUACCCCCCAUCUGGUCCUCACCAUUACCCCUUCAUACCCAUCUACUACCCCUCACCUACCCCAGUGCCUAGCCCAGUGACGGCUAGUCCUCCCCAGACUCUGCCUUCAGGUCCUCAGGACCCUACAAUGCCCACGGUCUACCAACCCCACCACUACCCUCAGCCAGUCACCUGCUCUCCCUCUGCCCAUACCAUCUGUAGCUAUGACCCAUAUCCCGUGGAUGUGCCACACUACCAGCCACACCACCCAUAUCCUCUCUACCUGACGCCCAGCUCCCCUCUGACCACCCCAGCCCUUCCCUCCACAGGCACAGCUCUGCCUGGUGCUACUCAACCACCCCAGACCUCAACAACCACCCCUCACCCUCCUCCAGGACCAUAUCUUCCACUACUACUCUCACUCCUUGGAUGUCCCCCUCACCCCUACUCUCCCCCUCAGCCCUUGCUCUCCCCUCAGCCCUCCCUCCACUGUCUAGCAGGACAGAUGAUGGUGUCGCUGCCCUCUGCUCUCCUGGACUCCAUCCAGGUCAAAGAUCAAAUGAAUGGCUGGGUGUCUAUCUCCAGUGCCCCGGCGGCUUGUAGAUACAUCCUGCAGAUGAGUGAGGGUGGUGGAGUGAUCCUCCAUUCCCCUCUCCCUGCGUGCCACAGCCAGGCAAUGGCCCUCAACCCACACCAGCUCUCCAUCCCCCUGAAGUUUUGGGACACAGUCCUGGGGAAAUACAGAACUCUGGAGCUCCAUUGCCCGUCAACUGUGACCCCAUCACCCCACACCACUACCACCACCCUCCCACCGACGACCCACACCAGGCCUCCCACUCCCCCCAAGCCACACGUCUUCUGCUCUGCUCGCCACAUGAGACAUCAAAGGGAAUGCGAUGAGCCUGAAGGAUGCCCCAAAGCAUUGUGGGUAUGUGGCAAGCAAGGAAAGGAUGGCAUGAUCAACCUGAACCUCCCCUUCAACUCAUGUCACAUGACUGUCCAGGGUAAAGAGCACCGCAUGUCAGUGAUUUACUCCACGUUGAACGGACAAAAAGGAAAGGCCCAGUUGUCCUGUCCAGUUUCCAUACCAGUUUCUCAUCAAGAGUGUAACCUUCCCAGUGACCAGCGCCUCCCCUGCGGCCGCCGCCCUCUAUCCCAGGCAGAGUGUCUCUCUCUGGGCUGCUGCUACAGCACCAAGCCCUCUGCCUGCUACUACUCCAUGGAUGAAUGCACAUUGGACCGCCACUUUGUCUUUUCUGUACCCGCCUCCCUCACGGACCCUCCUCUGUCUCCCGCCUUGCUCACUGCCGCUGGCAACCCCACCUGCUCCCCUCAGAGGGUCACUCCAGACUACGCCCUGUUCAAGAUCCCACUGGGCGGCUGUGGGACCCACAGAUACGAAGUAGGCCAAACGGUAAUCUACAUGGUGGAGAUCAUCAACACGGUCCAGUCCGUCACCCUCAACUAUGGGACCAUCACCAGAGACUCUCCUAUCAGGCUGCUGGUUGAGUGCCAGUACACUCCUGGCUCUGUGGUGAGUGUUGGCUUCCUGGUCAAGACCCCCUCCCUGGGCCCCUCCAUUCAGGCCCAGGGCGUGUUGGGGUCCAGCUCAGGAUUGCCACAGACGUGCAGUACAGUAGCUUCUACCCCCAGUACCACCGGCCCCUGCAGAUGCUGCUGGGUAAACCCCUUACACCUCGAGGUGCGUCUGCUCAACCCCCCAGAUGACAAAGUGGUCCUGCUGAUGUCCUAA
Salmo salar (Atlantic salmon) is the source of this 1857-nucleotide messenger RNA. The record is from RefSeq and is a predicted model, not a curated record. NCBI's taxonomy places the organism in Eukaryota, Metazoa, Chordata, Actinopteri, Salmoniformes, Salmonidae.